AUCCUGUCGCGGCUCGGAGGGAUGGAAAAUGGCGGCCUAGGCGCGGAGUUUCCUGCGCGAGCGGCUGCGGCUCCCGGCGGCGCGGGGCGCGCGGCACCAUGACGCGCUGGGUGCCCACCAAGCGGGAGGAGAAAUACGGCGUGGCGUUUUAUAACUACGACGCCAGAGGAGCCGAUGAGCUUUCUUUGCAGAUCGGAGACACGGUGCACAUCCUAGAGACCUAUGAAGGGUGGUACCGAGGCUACACCUUGAGGAAGAAGUCCAAGAAGGGUAUAUUUCCUGCUUCAUAUAUUCAUCUUAAAGAAGCAAUAGUUGAAGGAAAAGGGCAACAUGAGACGGUCAUCCCGGGUGACCUCCCGCUCAUUCAGGAGGUCACCACGACGCUUCGCGAGUGGUCCACCAUCUGGAGGCAGCUCUAUGUGCAAGAUAACAGGGAGAUGUUCCGCAGCGUUCGGCACAUGAUCUAUGACCUUAUUGAGUGGCGAUCACAGAUUCUUUCUGGAACUCUGCCCCAGGAUGAGCUCAAAGAACUGAAGAAGAAAGUCACCGCCAAAAUUGAUUAUGGAAACAGAAUUCUUGAUUUGGACCUGGUGGUUAGAGAUGAAGAUGGGAACAUUUUAGAUCCAGAACUAACUAGCACAAUUAGUCUCUUCCGAGCUCAUGAAAUAGCCUCUAAACAAGUGGAGGAAAGAUUACAAGAAGAAAAAUCUCAGAAACAGAACAUGGAUAUCAACAGACAAGCUAAGUUUGCUGCCACCCCUUCUCUGGCCUUGUUUGUCAACCUCAAAAAUGUGGUUUGUAAAAUAGGAGAAGACGCUGAAGUGCUCAUGUCUCUCUACGACCCUGUGGAGUCCCAGUUCAUCAGUGAGAACUACCUGGUUCGCUGGUCAAGUUCAGGAUUACCUAAAGACAUAGACAGAUUGCACAAUCUGCGAGCUGUGUUCACUGACCUUGGAAGCAAAGACCUGAAAAGGGAGAAAAUCAGUUUCGUCUGUCAGAUCGUCCGCGUGGGUCGCAUGGAGCUGAGGGACAGCAACACAAGGAAGCUGACCUCGGGGCUGCGGCGACCUUUUGGAGUGGCGGUGAUGGAUGUAACCGAUAUAAUAAAUGGAAAAGUAGACGAUGAAGAUAAACAGCAUUUCAUUCCCUUUCAGCCGCUCGCGUUGGACGACGCCACCCGACACAAGCCGCUGAACAUGUCAUCCCGUUUUUCACCCAGGGUGGCAGGGGAGAACGACUUCCUGCAGACUGUCAUAAACAAAGUCAUCGCUGCCAAAGAGGUCAACCACAAGGGCCAGGGUUUGUGGGUAACGUUGAAAUUACUUCCUGGAGAUGUCCAUCAGAUUCGAAAAGAGUUUCCUCAUCUGGUGGACAGAACCACAGCUGUGGCUCGCAAAACAGGGUUUCCAGAGAUAAUCAUGCCUGGUGAUGUUCGGAAUGAUAUCUAUGUGACCUUGGUUCAAGGGGAUUUUGAUAAAGGGAGCAAGACGACGGCCAAGAACGUGGAGGUGACCGUGUCCGUCUACGAUGAAGACGGGAAGCGCCUGGAGCAUGUGAUUUUCCCGGGUGCUGGUGACGAGGCGAUUUCAGAGUACAAAUCUGUGAUUUACUACCAAGUGAAGCAGCCACGCUGGUUUGAGACCAUGAAGGUGGCCAUUCCCAUCGAGGACGUGAACCGCAGCCACCUCCGGUUUACCUUCCGCCACCGGUCGUCGCAGGACUCUAAGGAUAAAUCGGAGAAGAUAUUUGCACUGGCAUUCGUGAAGCUGAUGAGGUACGACGGGACCACCUUGAGAGAUGGGGAACACGAUCUGAUCGUCUACAAGGCCGAGGCCAAGAAACUGGAAGAUGCGGCGACAUACUUGAGCCUGCCCUCCACGAAAGCAGAGCUGGAGGAGAAGGGCCACUCGGCCACGGGGAAGAGCAUGCAGAGUCUGGGGAGUUGCACCAUCAGCAAGGACUCCUUCCAGAUCUCCACGCUGGUGUGCUCCACCAAGCUGACCCAGAAUGUGGGCCUCCUGGGCUUGCUGAAGUGGCGCUCCAACACCAGCCUGCUGCAGCAGAAUCUCCGGCAGCUCAUGAAGGUGGACGGCGGUGAAGUGGUGAAGUUCCUGCAGGACACCCUGGAUGCCCUCUUCAACAUCAUGAUGGAGAACUCGGAGAGUGAGACUUUCGACACCCUGGUGUUUGAUGCUCUGGUUUUUAUCAUUGGACUAAUUGCUGAUAGAAAGUUCCAGCAUUUUAACCCUGUUUUGGAGACCUACAUUAAGAAACACUUCAGCGCGACGCUGGCCUACACGAAGCUGACAAAGGUUUUGCGGAACUACGUGGACAGUGCCGAGAAGCCAGGAGUGAAUGACCAGCUGUACAAAGCCAUGAAAGCGCUCGAGUACAUCUUCAAGUUCAUCGUGCGCUCCCGGGUCCUGUUCAACCAACUCUAUGAAGACAAGGGCGAGGCCGACUUCGUGGAGUCCCUGCUGCAGCUCUUCCGCUCCAUCAACGACAUGAUGAGCAGCACGGCCGACCAGACGGUCAGGGUGAAGGGGGCGGCCCUGAAGUACUUGCCGACCAUCGUCAACGACGUGAAGCUGGUGUUCGACCCCAAGGAGCUCAGUAAAAUGUUCACCGAGUUCAUCCUCAACAUCCCCAUGGGUUUGCUGACCAUUCAGAAGCUCUACUGCUUGAUUGAGAUUGUUCACAGUGACCUCUUCACCCAGCACGACUGCAGAGAAAUCCUGCUUCCCAUGAUGACGGAUCAGCUCAAGUACCACCUGGAGAGGCAGGAGGACCUGGAGGCCUGCUGCCAGCUGCUCAGCAACAUCCUGGAGGUGCUGUACAGGAAGGACGUGGGGCCAACGCAGAGACAUGUGCAGAUAAUCAUGGAGAAACUCCUCCGGACAGUGAACCGGACCGUGAUUUCCAUGGGGCGGGACUCGGAGCUCAUUGGGAACUUCGUGGCGUGCAUGACAGCUAUUUUACGACAAAUGGAAGAUUAUCAUUAUGCUCACCUGAUCAAGACUUUCGGGAAGAUGAGGACUGAUGUUGUGGAUUUUCUGAUGGAAACCUUCAUCAUGUUUAAGAACCUCAUUGGGAAGAACGUGUACCCCUUCGACUGGGUGAUAAUGAACAUGAUGCAGAACAAAGUCUUCCUGCGAGCGAUUAAUCAGUAUGCAGAUAUGCUGAACAAGAAAUUUCUGGACCAAGCCAACUUUGAGCUACAGCUAUGGAACAACUACUUUCACCUGGCUGUGGCUUUCCUCACCCAAGAGUCCUUGCAACUGGAGAAUUUCUCAAGUGCUAAGAGAGCCAAAAUCCUGAACAAGUAUGGAGACAUGAGGAGGCAGAUCGGCUUUGAAAUCAGAGACAUGUGGUACAACCUUGGUCAACAUAAGAUAAAGUUCAUUCCAGAAAUGGUUGGCCCAAUAUUAGAAAUGACACUCAUUCCUGAGACGGAACUGCGCAAAGCCACCAUCCCCAUCUUCUUUGAUAUGAUGCAGUGUGAAUUCCAUUCGACUCGAAGCUUCCAAAUGUUUGAAAAUGAGAUCAUCACCAAGCUGGAUCACGAAGUGGAGGGAGGCCGCGGAGACGAGCAGUACAAAGUGCUGUUCGAUAAAAUCCUCCUGGAGCACUGCAGGAAGCACAAGUACCUCGCCAAGACCGGGGAGACCUUCGUGAGGCUGGUGGUGCGUCUGAUGGAGAGGCUGCUGGACUACAGGACCAUCAUGCAUGACGAGAACAAGGAGAACCGCAUGAGCUGCACCGUCAAUGUGCUGAAUUUCUACAAAGAAAUUGAAAGAGAAGAAAUGUAUCUAAGGUACUUGUACAAGCUCUGUGACCUGCACAAAGAGUGUGAUAACUACACUGAAGCGGCUUACACCUUGCUGCUCCAUGCGAAGCUACUUAAGUGGUCGGAGGACGUGUGCGUGGCCCACCUGACGCAGCGGGACGGCUACCAGGCCACCACACAGGGACAGCUGAAGGAGCAGCUCUACCAAGAAAUCAUCCACUACUUCGACAAAGGCAAGAUGUGGGAGGAGGCCAUUGCCUUGGGCAAGGAACUCGCGGAGCAGUAUGAGAACGAAAUGUUUGAUUACGAGCAACUCAGUGAAUUGCUGAAAAAGCAGGCUCAGUUUUAUGAAAACAUCGUCAAAGUGAUCAGACCCAAGCCCGACUAUUUCGCUGUUGGCUACUAUGGACAGGGGUUCCCCACCUUCCUUCGGGGAAAAGUUUUCAUUUACCGGGGGAAAGAGUAUGAACGCAGGGAAGACUUUGAAGCCCGACUACUAACUCAGUUUCCAAACGCAGAGAAAAUGAAGACCACGUCUCCACCAGGCGACGACAUCAAAAACUCCGCUGGCCAGUAUAUCCAGUGCUUCACGGUGAAGCCCAAACUCGAUCUGCCCCCUAAGUUCCACCGUCCGGUAUCCGAGCAGAUUGUAAGCUUUUACAGGGCGAACGAGGUCCAGAGAUUCGAAUAUUCCAGGCCGAUUCGGAAAGGAGAGAAAAACCCAGAUAAUGAAUUUGCGAAUAUGUGGAUCGAGAGGACUAUAUACACCACAGCAUAUAAAUUGCCUGGCAUUUUAAGGUGGUUUGAAGUCAAAUCUGUUUUCAUGGUGGAGAUCAGCCCACUGGAGAAUGCCAUUGAGACCAUGCAGCUAACGAAUGACAAGAUCAGCAGCAUGGUGCAGCAGCACCUGGACGACCCCAGCCUGCCCGUCAACCCCCUGUCUAUGCUCCUGAAUGGCAUCGUGGACCCUGCUGUCAUGGGGGGCUUCACCAAUUACGAGAAGGCCUUCUUCACAGAUCGCUACCUGCAAGAGCACCCCGAGUCCCUGGCUCAGAUCGAGAAGCUGAAGGACCUGAUUGCCUGGCAGAUUCCAUUUUUGGCCGAAGGGAUCAGGAUUCAUGGAGACAAAGUCACAGAGGCACUGAGGCCGUUUCAUGAGAGAAUGGAAGCCUGUUUCAAGCAGCUGAAAGAAAAAGUGGAAAAGCAGUAUGGCGUCCGCACCAUGCCCUCAAGUCUGGACGACAGAAGAGGCAGCCGUCCCCGGUCCAUGGUGCGGUCCUUCACCAUGCCCUCCUCCUCCCGGCCCCUGUCUGUGGCGUCUGUCUCUUCGCUCUCUUCCGACAGCACCCCUUCCAGGCCGGGCUCCGACGGGUUUGCCCUGGAGCCUCUGCUGCCAAAGAAAAUGCACUCCAGGUCCCAGGACAAGCUGGACAAGGACGACCCAGAGAAGGAGAAGAAGGACAAAAAGAAGGAAAAGCGGAACAGCAAGCACCAGGAGACAUUCGACAAGGAAUUCAGACCCACCGACAUCGCCCUGCAGCAGUCGGAGGCCGUGAUCCUCUCGGAAACGAUAAGUCCCCUGCGACCACAGAGACCGAAGAGCCAGGUGAUUAGCAUCAUUGGAAGUGAAAGGCGCUUCUCAGUGUCCCCCACGUCACCGUCGUCCCAGCAAACACCCCCUCCAGUCACACCAAGGGCCAAGCUCAGCUUCAGUGUUCAGUCCAGUCUGGAGCUGAACGGCAUGACCGGGGUGGAUGUGGCUGAUGUCCCGCCCCCUCUGCCUCUCAAGGGCAGCAUGGCAGACUAUGGGAAUCUGAUGGAAAACCAGGACCUGAUGGGCUCGUCAACACCUCCGCCGCCUCCUCCACACCAGAGGCAUCUGCCACCUCCGCUGCCCAGCAAAACCCCCCCGCCUCCCCCGCCCAAGACGACCCGCAAGCAGACGUCGGUGGACUCAGGGAUUGUGCAGUGAGAGCCGCGAGGC
Messenger RNA from Marmota flaviventris (yellow-bellied marmot), 5771 nucleotides. It is a transcript of the gene Dock1, whose product is annotated as dedicator of cytokinesis 1. NCBI's taxonomy places the organism in Eukaryota, Metazoa, Chordata, Mammalia, Rodentia, Sciuridae. Gene Ontology annotation, cellular component: plasma membrane; cytoplasm. Gene Ontology annotation, biological process: small GTPase-mediated signal transduction; cell migration; myoblast fusion. The record is from RefSeq and is a predicted model, not a curated record. Gene Ontology annotation, molecular function: guanyl-nucleotide exchange factor activity; small GTPase binding.